AUGGCGGAGCAGCAGCGGUUCUACCUCCUGCUGGGCAACCUGAUGAGCCCUGACAACAAUGUCAGGAAACAGUCAGAGGAGGCCUAUGACAGUAUCUCAGGUCAGAUGAAGAUUACAUUUUUGCUCCAGGCCGUCCGAGAUUCAUCGGCAGCAGAAGAGGUCAGGCAGAUGGCAGCGGUGCUGCUGCGGAGGCUGCUGUCAUCGUCCUUCGACGAGGUGUACCCCAGCGUCUCGCCCGACCUGCAGGCGGCCAUCAAGACGGAGUUGCUGGCGGGCAUCCAGAGUGAGGCCUUGCCCAACCUCCGGAAGAAGGUGUGCGACGUGGCCGCAGAGCUUGCACGCAAUCUCAUCGAUGAUGACGGGAAUAACCAGUGGCCUGAGGUGCUGAAGUUCCUGUUUGAGUCCGUUAAUUCGCAGAAUCUGGGACUGCGGGAAUCGGCCCUGCACAUCUUCUGGAACUUCCCGGGGAUAUUCGGCAACCAACAGCAGCACUACCUGGAGGUGAUCAAGCGCAUGCUGGUCCAGUGCAUGCAGGAUCAGGGGAACCCGCCGAUCCGGACCCUCGCGGCCAGGGCGACUGCUUCCUUCAUCCUGUCCAAUGAGAGCAACACAGCCCUCCUUAAGAACUUCUCUGACCUGCUGCCUGGGAUCCUUCAGGCUGUGAACGAGUCAUGUUACCAGGGAGACGACUCGGUGCUGAAGUCCCUGGUGGAGAUCGCAGACAUGGUGCCCAGGUACCUCCGGCCACACCUGGAGGCCACUCUGCAGCUGAGCCUGAAGCUGUGUGCGGACACCGGCCUGACUGACAUGCAGAGGCAGCUGGCCCUGGAGGUGAUCGUGACGCUCUCGGAAACGGCUCCUGCCAUGCUGCGGAAACACACUGCCAUUGUGGCUGAAAGCAUCCCCCAGAUGCUGGCGAUGAUGGUGGACAUAGAGGAGGAUGAGGAGUGGACCUUGGUGGAUGAGCUGGAGGAUGACGACUUUGACAGUAACGCAGUGGCGGGCGAGAGUGCGCUCGACAGGGUGGCCUGUGGCCUGGGAGGGAAGAUCGUGCUGCCCAUGAUCAAACAGCACAUCAUGCAGAUGCUGCAGAACCCGGACUGGAAGUACCGGCAUGCGGGCCUCAUGGCAUUGUCUGCCAUAGGAGAGGGCUGCCACCAGCAGAUGGAAGCUAUCCUGAGUGAGAUUGUUAAUUUCAUCCUGCUCUUCUGCCAGGACCCUCAUCCCCGGGUUCGAUACGCUGCCUGCAAUGCCAUUGGGCAGAUGGCCACGGACUUCGCCCCAACCUUCCAGAAGAAAUUCCACAACAAGGUGAUCUCCGCCCUGCUCCAGACCAUGGAGGACUACGCCAACCCCCGCGUCCAGGCGCACGCUGCCGCCGCCCUCAUAAACUUCACCGAGGACUGCCCCAAGGUCCUGCUCAUCCCCUACCUGGACGACCUAGUGCAGCACCUGCACGUCGUCAUGGUGAACAAGCUGCAGGAGCUGAUUCAGAAGGGCACCAAGCUGGUGCUGGAGCAGGUGGUGACGUCCAUCGCCUCUGUGGCGGACACGGCGGAGGAGAAGUUCGUGCCAUAUUACGACCUGUUCAUGCCCUCGCUGAAGCACGUGGUGGAGAACGCCGUGCAGAAGGAGCUACGCCUACUGCGGGGGAAGACCAUCGAGUGCAUCAGCCUCAUCGGCCUUGCUGUCGGGAAGGAGAAGUUCAUGCCCGAUGCCUCGGCCGUGAUGCAGCUGCUCCUGAAGACUCAGACUGACUUUAACGACCUGGAGGAUGACGACCCACAGAUCUCCUACAUGAUCUCUGCAUGGGCCCGGAUGUGCAAAAUCCUGGGGAAGGAGUUCGAGCAGUACCUGCCGGUGGUCAUGGGCCCGCUCAUGAAGACGGCCUCCAUCAAGCCAGAGGUGGCGCUCUUAGACACCCAGGACAUGGAGAGUGUGUGUGGGGAUGACGGCUGGGAGUUUGUGAACCUGGGUGACCAGCAGAGCUUCGGCAUCAAGACGGCGGGGCUGGAGGAGAAGGCCACAGCCUGCCAGAUGCUGGUUUGCUACGCUAAAGAGCUGAAGGAAGGCUUUGUGGUGUACACAGAACAAGUCGUCAGGCUGAUGGUUCCACUUCUGAAGUUCUACUUCCAUGACGGCGUGCGGAUGGCAGCGGCUGAAGCCAUGCCCUUCCUGCUGGAGUGUGCUCGGGUUCGAGGGCCUGACUAUCUCACCCAGAUGUGGCACUUCAUGUGCGACGCCCUGAUCAAGGCCAUUGGCACCGAACCGGACUCGGAUGUCCUGUCCGAAGUCAUGCAUUCCUUUGCUAAGUGUGUGGAGCUGAUGGGGGACGGCUGCCUGAACAGGGAGCACUUUGACGAGCUGGCUGGGAUCCUGAAGGGGAAACUGGAGGAGCACUUCAAAAACCAGGAGCUGAGACAAGUCAAAAGACAGGAUGAAGACUAUGAUGAACAGGUGGAGGAGACGCUACAGGAUGAGAAUGAAAACGACGUGUACAUCCUGACCAAGGUGUCAGACAUCCUGCAUGCCGUGUUCUGCAGUUACAAGGAGAAGGUGCUGCCCUGGUUCGAGCAGCUCUUGCCUCUCAUAGUCAACCUCAUCUGUCCGCAGCGGCCCUGGGCGGACAGACAGUGGGGUCUGUGCAUAUUCGACGACGUGGUGGAGCACUGCAGCCCCUCCUCCUUUAAGUACGCGGAGUACUUCCUGCAGCCCUUGCUGCAGUCUGUGUGCGACUCCAGCCCAGAGGUGCGACAGGCAGCGGCGUACGGCGUGGGAGUCAUGGCCCAGUGCGGGGGAGAGAACUACAGAUCCUUCUGCGCAGAGGCCAUACCCCUGCUGGUGGGUGUGAUCCAGGCAGCCGAUUCAAAAGCCAAAGAGAACAUCAACGCCACAGAGAAUUGCAUCUCUGCCGUGGGCAAGGUGAUAAAGUACCGGCCCGAGUGUGUCAACGUCUCUGAGGUCCUUCCUCAUUGGCUCUCCUGGCUGCCACUCAAGGAGGACAAAGAGGAAGCUGAGCAUACCUUCAACCUCCUGUGUGACCUCAUAGAAAGCAACAAUUCUAUCGCUCUUGGACCUGACAAUGCCAACCUUCCCAAGAUAUUUUUAAUCAUCGCUGACGGCGUCAUCAACGAGUCCAUCAAACGAGGGGAGGGGUGUGGCCAACGGUUGGCAAAUGUCAUUAGACAAGUUCAGGUCUCUGGAGGACUGUGGACACAGUGUGUAUCGACCCUGAAUGAGACCCAACAGAAGGCAAUCCAAGACCUGCUGAAUACUGCUUGAAAGGCCUUAACCGUCUGUCAACACCUGUAACAACAUAGAUCUUAAUACUCUUCACCCUGUGACCCUUCCUCAAGCAACGGACUGUAGUGUGUGUGUUGACCAAUCCGCAGCUUUGGGGUCUGUGUCUGUGGGAUGAAGUAACUCUUCAGUGCCCCCUGGCCCCCGAUGAUGUAGAGUAAUUUUCUAUUGGACUGUCACCUUUGUGACAGUUAAAUAGAACAGAUGAGACAAACCUGUCAUACAUUUCCUAAUUUAUGGCACUUGUUUUUUUUGUCAUUGUUGUCCUCUUUUCUUUUGAGAACAGUUAACAUUAGGUGUGGAA
Molecule: messenger RNA, 3604 nt
Organism: Megalops cyprinoides (Indo-Pacific tarpon)
Lineage: Eukaryota; Metazoa; Chordata; Actinopteri; Elopiformes; Megalopidae
Product: importin-5-like
Exons: 26
Coding region: 1-3282 (1093 amino acids)
Biological process (GO): protein import into nucleus
Cellular component (GO): cytoplasm; nucleus
Molecular function (GO): nuclear import signal receptor activity; small GTPase binding
Source: RefSeq, a predicted model, not a curated record